AAAAGCAUUCUCUCUCUCUCUCUCCAUUUUCAUUUUCAUGCUUCAAUAAAAAUUAUUAUUAUUGCUAGCUUUGUCUCGGUGAUACUCCAGAGUCCAGACCAUCUCAACAAACAACUUACUAUACACAUCAUAUUCUUUUGUCUUAGUCUCUCUCUCUCACUCUCUCUCUGGUUCACUGUGUGGUGAACUGUCUGGUGACCAAGUUCAAAACAAGGAUUUUAGAACACUUUUGGAAGGUAAAGAAAAUGGGUACCUUGCUUUGGUUUUUCUCAGUCAUUUCAGUGGCGAUUCACCUCUUUCCCAGAUCUUUUGCUCUCACUGAAGAUGGUCUCACUUUGCUGGAAAUAAAAACCACUUUAAAUGACAGUAAAAACUUCCUCAACAAUUGGUCGCCUACCGAUGAAUCUCCUUGCCAAUGGACUGGUAUCUCUUGCUAUCCUGAGGACCAACGAGUCCGUACAAUUAACCUACCAUACAUGCAACUUGGAGGGACUAUAUCUCCAAGUAUCGGAAGGCUCAGUAAACUACAGAGACUAGCACUUCACCAGAACAGCUUGCAUGGAAACAUCCCUACUGAAAUCACAAACUGUAGCGAGCUCCGAGCCUUAUAUUUAAGAGCUAAUUAUCUCCAAGGUGGCAUACCAUCAAAUAUUGGAAACCUUUCCCAUCUUACCAUCCUGGAUUUAUCAAGCAAUUUACUGAAGGGAGCUAUACCUUCAUCUAUUGGUCGCCUUACUCGAUUACGCAAUCUGAACCUGUCUACCAACUUCUUUUCAGGAGAAAUCCCAGACAUUGGAGUUUUAAGCACUUUUGGGAGCAGUUCGUUCACGGGUAAUCUAGAUCUUUGUGGACAACAAAUGCGUAAACCAUGUCGGACCUCACUAGGAUUUCCUGCAGUGCUUCCUCAUGCAGCAAGUGAUGAAGCAGCAGGUCCUCCUAAGAAAUCAUCACAUGACAUUAAAGGAGUGAUGAUUGGUGCAAUGUCAAUUAUGGGCCUUACUCUUAUUGUACUCCUUUUGUUCCUUUGGACACGUUUGCUAUCAAAGAAAGAAAGAGCUGCAAAGAGAUACUCAGAAGUCAGAAAGCAAAAGGUUCAUGAAGCAAGCACAAAACUUAUUACUUUCCAUGGUGACCUUCCAUACCCCUCAUGUAAGAUCAUUGAAAAGCUGGAGGCACUUGAUGAAGAGCAUAUUGUUGGCUCUGGCGGGUUUGGUACAGUGUACCGGAUGGUCAUGAAUGAUUGUGGAACAUUUGCGGUUAAAAGGAUUGAUAGAAGUCGUCAAGGUUCAGAUCAAGUUUUUGAGAGGGAGUUAGAGAUUUUGGGCAGCAUAAAGCACAUCAACUUGGUGAAUCUGCGAGGGUACUGCAGACUCCCUACUUCGAAACUUCUUAUCUAUGAUUAUCUGGCUAUGGGCAGUUUAGAUGAUUUCCUGCAUGAACAUGGGGUAGAAGAUCGAUCUCUAAACUGGAGCAAUCGCUUGAAAAUAGCCCUUGGUUCAGCUAGAGGACUAUCUUACUUGCAUCAUGACUGUUCUCCAAAGAUUGUCCAUCGUGACAUAAAAUCAAGCAACAUUCUCCUUGAUGAAAACUUAGAGCCCCAUGUCUCUGACUUUGGUCUUGCAAAGCUUUUGGUUGAUGAGGAUGCUCAUGUCACCACUGUUGUUGCUGGCACUUUUGGUUAUUUAGCACCAGAGUAUCUUCAAAGUGGUAGAUCCACUGAGAAGUCAGACGUGUAUAGUUUUGGAGUCCUUUUGCUAGAGCUUGUUACUGGAAAGAGGCCAACUGAUCCAUCUUUUGUCAAGAGGGGCUUAAAUGUUGUCGGUUGGAUGAACACACUUCUAAAAGAAAAUCGAUUGGAGGACAUUGUGGACAAGAGGUGCAAAGACGCAGAUGCUGAAACUGUCGAAGCAGUUCUUGAAGUAGCUUCCAGAUGUACAGAUGCUAAUCCUGAUGAUCGGCCAUCGAUGGGUGAAGUGUUGCAGUUGCUAGAACAAGAGGUCAUGUCACCAUAUCCUAGCGACUUUUAUGAGUCCCAAUCAGAUUAUUCUUGUAAGACAUAACUAAUCUAGUUAUCAGACUUGUGCAGCAGAAUUGUGUUGCUUCUUUCUCUUAUAUUUUAUCUCUUGGGGGCCUGUAAAAAAAUGAUAACCUAUCUUAGAAAUCUUUGUUUUGGUAUGGUUUCUCUCAAGUUUUCCUCCAAGACGUGGAGGCCAUAAAUUUUUUAUGCAAAAAAUUUAUUUAUUAUGCGUCA
Molecule: messenger RNA, 2251 nt
Organism: Humulus lupulus (European hop)
Lineage: Eukaryota; Viridiplantae; Streptophyta; Magnoliopsida; Rosales; Cannabaceae
Product: LRR receptor-like serine/threonine-protein kinase FEI 1
Exons: 13
Coding region: 246-2060 (604 amino acids)
Biological process (GO): protein phosphorylation
Molecular function (GO): protein kinase activity; ATP binding; protein binding
Source: RefSeq, a predicted model, not a curated record